Molecule: messenger RNA, 2761 nt
Organism: Patella vulgata (common limpet)
Lineage: Eukaryota; Metazoa; Mollusca; Gastropoda; Patellidae
Product: leucine-rich repeat-containing protein 73
Exons: 5
Coding region: 99-1199 (366 amino acids)
Source: RefSeq, a predicted model, not a curated record
CGUUAAUUACUGUACAGUCAAACCACGUUAUUUUACGUGCACAUUGUGUAAUUUAAGUCAUAUAGAAGUGUGUUAUCUAACGGUAUUUAACGGCUAAUAUGGCUCAACAAUCAAUACAGAUCGUCGGUGAAACAAUCACAGAAAAUGACAUAAAACCAAUGUGUUCAUUAUUAGACAAAAAUCUUGUAAAAAUUCUAUCAUGGCGGGAUUGUGAAGUUUCUGAUAAAGACUUUAAGAAAUUAAUGAGAUCUGUUGCCAAAUGUCAGUCGUUAUUGCAGCUUGCCCUGAAUAUUGGAAUCAUUAAUAGCGAAUUUAGAGUUCAACUUUUAGCCCAAGCAAUAAAUAGAAAUCAAUCAAUAACUGGCCUUUUUAUCCAUGGAAGUAUUAUUGGCAAUGAAGGCAUAAAAAUAUUAUGUAAAAAUAUUUUAAAUGCUGGCAGAUUAGCCACAUUAGAUGUUGGUGAUUGUCAAUUUGGAGAUGCUGCCAUACCUCAUCUUUGUCAACUUUUAACACCAAAUCAAGAAUGGCCAGGGUUACUUGAUCUGUCUAUGAGUGCUAAUACAGAUAUAACUCCCACAGGAUGGGCUGAAUUAAGUCUAGCUUUAGCCACAUCUACAUUGAGGUCAUUAUAUUUAGACUACAAUAAACUGGGAGAUCAAACAGCAGCAUGUAUUAUUGUGGGUGUGGCCGGGUGUGGUACUCUAGAGGUUAUAGAUAUGGAAGGUACAGCAGUGACACAGAAAACUGCAAAACUUAUCUUAAAUUUGGUAGAGAAUUAUGCAGUUCGACUAAAAAAAGUGUCUUUAAGUGGAAACAAAGUUCUAAAGGCAACAGUGGAAGCCAUUAAAUUCUGUUUACGUGAUUUGAUGGAAGAAACUGACGAGACUGAAGCAUGUGACAGUGAUUUAAUAUCUAUUACAACUAGAAGUAGUUUAGGUUUUCCAAAACAAACUCAAGUCAAAGUGGUUAUGUCUUCAUGCGAAAUGGAGACUGGCAAUGACACGGAUCAGACAAUUCAAGAUUAUUCUCUACAUAGUGAAGUCGUUGAACAACCAGAUCACCAGGCAUCAUCCGCAUCAGUGAACGAAAAUGAACAAACCUCAGCCGAUAAUGAAGUUGUUGAAGAGGAGGAAGAAGAAUUUGAUGAUGAUGUAAAAGAGGUUCCUGUUUAUUAUACAGGUAUACCUGUCACGUUUUGAUCGUCAAGGUGUAUUUGAAACUUAUUACCUGGAAUUUAUUUCCAUUUUGACAUACAUUCCAUGAUAUAAACUUCAAUAUAUCUUGCUUUGAUGUUCAAGCUCCUGUUUAUAUUGACUUAAUCAUCGAUAUGUUAUAUGAUACAUAGAAAGCUAUUUUAUUACAAAACUACCGGCCAUUAAGUAUAGAUCCCUGCUCAGCUGGCUUUAAUUGCAGUAAUGUUUGUCCUGCUUGUUAAAUCAGCUGUGUGAUAAUUUUGGAUUAUCGUGAGCUAUAAAGGUGAAUUUUAGUGUUCAAUUCUGUUAUCCUAUCAUUAGAAAACAGUAUUUUAAGUUUCUGUGUUAGUGAUUUGGGUGUCAGGUAGAUGCCUAAUUAUCUACAUGUAUAAGCUGUGAUUAUUUGUGUUUGCCGUCCAUUUGUUCAAAGAAAGUGUUUGUGUUUAUGAAAAAUAACAUUUUGGUGAUGGGAGAAAAUUGAUGUACAUGUAUCUGUGUUGCCUGGAAAUUUUUAUAAUUAUGGAUUAGAAAUUUUUAUUGUUUUGAAAGAAAUGGUCCACCUGUAUUUCUAUUUUCUAACAAAAGUGGACAGCCUCCCAGUUCAAGCUUGAUUCAUUUUUGAUGAUGUCUAUGAGAAUUUAGUAUGGAGUAUGGCAUCCUCCAUGUAACAUAUGGCAAGGCUUUGAUUGCUUUUAGAUAUUGAGAUAAAUUUAAAUAUAUUUAACCUUCUUAGGUCAAUGACUUUACUAAUUCUCUUGGUAAUUGAGGGGAGGGAGGGGAAUCAAAUGCAUGCGCUUUAGAUCCUAAGGUCGAUCACUGAGUUAAAGACUCUAGUAUGCAUGAUUUUAGCACUAUGGAUUCCCUUGCAAACUACGUGAAAGUUGAAACUCUAAUAAGAAUAUCAGUUCAAAAUUGGUUAAAUUCUAAAGAUAUGACGAAUUAAAAAUUCCAUCGAUCGAUCUAUAUUGAUCUCUAUGUAAUAAGAAGUAAGACGCCACCCACCCUCAUAGGCCAUAGUUUAAAUCCGACAGAAUCAAGUAGGGACAUUGUCUAGCCUUUGUAUUUUGAUUUUGUUUUCUUAAUUAAAUAAUCAAUCUGGCUACAUACAUGUACAUGUAUUAGCAUGAAUUAAGCCUUAAAAACAUUGAUAUUUUGCAAAAAAAAAUGCACAUAAAUGCAUAGUCCUUGGACCCCUGCACACCAAACUAUUAUUGAUGUCGUAAGUCAGAAAUGACAUAUUUUGUGUUGAAUGGUGUUUUAUUUAUUUCCAUUGAAAUCCUGACUUGUUUCAGUAUGUUUGCAAGCUAAGAUUGGCCAAAUCUUGUCUUUUGUAAGGUGUUGUUGAUCAACCUGAAUUUUUGUGUUUUUAAGUGUUGUCUAGGUAACGGGAAUUAUAUAUUUGUCAUAUUUAAUAUUUUAGAAUUAAAACUUUAAAAUAUAUGGAGAAUUUGUAGAUAUUUUUGUGUUUCACAGAAUCUGAUUUUUCACUUAACUUGAUGUUUGUCCUUUGGAUAAAAAUAGUCAAUAAUAUUUUUAUACGCCCACAUUUUCAUGUGGACGUAUAUUGU